Fusarium oxysporum Fo47 is the source of this 1035-nucleotide messenger RNA. RefSeq lists its product as uncharacterized. The coding region runs from base 1 to 1035 and encodes 344 amino acids. The transcript has 3 exons. The record is from RefSeq and is a predicted model, not a curated record. Lineage: Eukaryota; Fungi; Ascomycota; Sordariomycetes; Hypocreales; Nectriaceae.
AUGCCUCAGCUUUUUGAGCCAAAGCCUGGCCAAGAGAAUUUAUUUAUAUUUGACAAAACCCCAACUUAUCUUUUUCGACUCCAUGUCCCACGCUCAAAGGGCGAUACGAGUACCGUGCAUGUCAUGGCUCCAGCCUUCCUCGGGCGAACGGCAUAUCAUAGGGAUAGGUUACCGUGCGGCGAAGAUCUUUUGCAGCUGCCAACUAAAAUAGCAACUUCAAGACUCAAAGACCAUCUACGUUGGAACUCUCUUCUCUUCCUUCUCCAAUAUGCCUUGUACCGUCACACAACAGACUUUGAACCAAAGCCACAAUUCCCAAAUAUCAAAAUCAUCAUGAUUGAUACCCGGGACUUCCCAGAACAAAUAUUUCUUCGCGAUCUUGAUGCCUUGGAGUGGCUGCAUGAACAGCCAGACCCCGUGUUCAAAAGACUUUACAACAAUAGAAAUGGCCGGUUUUACUUUGGAGAAUACCUCACUCAAGGCUAUCUGGAUAUCACAGGCAAGUGUGUGGAGAUGACAAUGCAGCAACUUGUUGACGGGGGGCUUUUCACGGCUAUUUGUCCUGCAUUGGAUAAGCCACAAAAUGAUUGGAAAGAAUGGCCAAAGGCAGUUUGCAACCGCCUUCGGGUCGAUAUCGCAAGUAACAAAGCUGUGGAUCAAAAGCAAAUUCGAACCGCCAUCUUCCUGGCUCGAGAUUGUGUAGGGGACAGAUUUCUUGUGCCCCUUGCACUCAUGCUAUUGGGACUGCGAAGCCGACAGUCCGACAAUGCAGCGAUUGCGAACGCCUUCCACUCCCUCUUCACCGACCAAGAUAAGGAGCUCGUUUUUCGGGGUGUCAAGUAUGAUCAGUCUUCUGAAAGGAUGGAGGAACUCCGAAGAUUCCAGGAAUUAAUGGAAGUCGUUAAAAAACAACACGAUGAUAAUUCACUGGCCGUAACGACAAGGCUAAUGGAAGGACUAGGGCUAUCUACCAACGAAAUGUCCACCAAUCCCACAAAGACCCGUAUCUACGUUGGUCCAUUUGGCAACGAAUAA